Molecule: messenger RNA, 5470 nt
Organism: Colossoma macropomum (tambaqui)
Lineage: Eukaryota; Metazoa; Chordata; Actinopteri; Characiformes; Serrasalmidae
Product: protein HIRA
Exons: 25
Coding region: 246-3272 (1008 amino acids)
Biological process (GO): DNA-templated transcription; chromatin remodeling; regulation of DNA-templated transcription
Cellular component (GO): nucleus; HIR complex
Molecular function (GO): protein binding; nucleosome binding
Source: RefSeq, a predicted model, not a curated record
GAACGAAGCGCUGUGGCCGUGUUUCCGGAGGGAAGAGAGGGAGAUGGACAUUUCCGCCGUUGUUUGUCUGUUUGGGUGAGACAAAGCGGAGAAAUUUAAAAAAUAAAAAUAAAUAAAAACUUGGAAAAAUUAAAAAAGCACUGCAACGCUAAAAACUACAGGACUUAUAAAAGCCGGGAUACGGAUUAAAGCUGGAGGAGAGAAACACGAACAGCAGAAACUGAGGAUUUUUAACGGAGCCGGAGAUGAAGCUGCUGAAACCGAGCUGGGUCUCUCAGAACGGGAAACCGAUAUUUUCAGUCGAUAUUCAUCCAGAUGGAACAAAGUUCGCCACAGGUGGUCAAGGGGAGGACUCGGGGAAGGUUGUCAUUUGGAACAUGGCUCCGGUUCUCCGAGAGGAGGAUGAGAAAAAUGAGAACGUUCCCAAGAUGCUUUGCCAGAUGGACAAUCAUUUAGCAUGUGUGAACUGCGUGCGCUGGUCCAAUAACGGUCUGUAUCUGGCCUCGGGAGGGGACGACAAACUGGUCAUGGUGUGGAAGAAAGCAGCGUUUAUCGGUCCCAGUACGGUGUUUGGGUCGAGCAGUAAACUGGCCAACGUGGAGCAGUGGAGAUGUGUGACCAUCCUCAGAAACCACACAGGAGAUGUAAUGGAUGUGGCCUGGUCCCCUCAUGAUGUUUGGUUGGCCUCCUGCAGUGUGGACAACACUAUCGUCAUCUGGAACGCUCGGAAAUUCCCAGAGAUCGUGACGACUCUGAAAGGUCACACUGGUCUGGUGAAGGGUUUAACGUGGGAUCCUGUAGGGAAGUAUAUUGCGUCCCAGGCUGAUGACCACAGUCUGAAGGUGUGGAGGACUAUGGACUGGCAACUGGACACCAACAUCACCAAGCCAUUCAGCGAGUGUGGUGGUACCACUCAUGUUCUUCGUUUGAGCUGGUCUCCUGAUGGUCAGUAUUUGGUGUCUGCGCACGCCAUGAAUAACUCCGGACCGACGGCUCAGAUAAUUGAGCGAGACGGCUGGAAGACCAACAUGGACUUCGUCGGCCAUCGCAAGGCUGUCACUGUGGUGAAGUUUAACCCGAAGAUUUUUAAGAAGAAACAGCGUAACGGCAGCGCCCCCAAACCCAGCUGCCCGUACUGUUGCUGCGCUGUGGGCAGCAAGGACCGCUCACUGUCUGUCUGGCUCACCUCACUGAAACGCCCUCUAGUGGUCAUUCAUGACUUGUUUGAUAAGUCCAUCAUGGAUAUUACAUGGACUCUGAAUGGUCUGGGAAUGCUGGUGUGCUCAAUGGAUGGAACGGUGGCUUUUCUGGACUUUUCCCAGGAUGAGCUGGGAGACCCUUUAAAUGAGGAGGAAAAGAACACCAUUCACCAGAAUAUAUACGGAAAGAGCCUGGCUAUCACCAUGGAGACGCAGCUUUCCUCCACCAUUAUUGAGAACCCGGAGAUGCUGAAGUAUCAGCAGGAGCGGCCGGGGGCCCAAGCCUCCAGUGGUACCCAGGGAGCCAGUCUGGAGAACCAAACGCCCAAACUGACCAACGUGGUCAACGGCGAGUCUCUGGAGGACAUUCGCAAGAAUCUGCUGAAGAAGCAGGUGGAGACCCGGACAGCAGACGGCCGGAGGAGGAUCACUCCACUCUGUAUCGCCCAGUUGGACACAGGGGAUUUCUCUCCCGCUCUGUUUAACAGUGUACCCAUCCUGCCUGGUUCCUCGGCAGCCCCCCAGCUGACCCCCCAGCUCUCCUCUGACUCCAAUACAGCAAACUCUCUCUGUCUGAGAGCCAAUCAGGAGCCUGCAGCAUCGCCCACUAAAACUGCCACUGAUGACAAGGACAAUGGAACUCCAGCCGUAAACUCCGCUGGUCAGAAAUCCAAUCUGCUACUAACCGCUGCUUCAAAGAUCGAGCCAAUGAAAGCCCUGGAUUCACGGUUCACAGAAAGGUCAAAGGCCACACCUGGGGUCACCAGUGCACCUGCCAACAUGGGCAUUUCUUCACUUGACAGGGUGAAGGACAGCGGAGGCGUGAAGGACUGGAAGAUGAAGGAGGAGACGAGCAGCGACAGCGAAGAUAAAGUGCAGAAAGCGCCACCUCUGGCCAAACGGAAGGCUGACAUGGAGGGGGCAGAGGUGGUGGAGAAGAGGAAGAAGGGAAGACCCAGAAAAGAUGCUAAACUGAUGAUGGCUGUGCCACAGGCGUACCCACAGACUCCAGUCUCAGUGGAGAAGGAAACGGCGCGGAUCCCAGCUCCUACAAUAUCAUUAAAACUCCACACCCCCGCAAUACAGAAAUCUUUCACCAUACAGGUAGGUACGGACCCUGUCUUGUACCUGGAGGUGGAGAAUGAGGCUUCUGUUGUUGCUGGGGCUCGUAUUAGCCAACUCAGGUGCAGCAGAGAAGGAAGAGAGUGGGACACCUUUCUCCCCAGCCGCAUCGCAACGGCAACAGGGAGCAGCGAUGUGGUUGCCGUGGCGUGUGAGGACCGAACGCUGUCUGUCUUCUCAGCGUGUGGGCGGAGACUUCUUCCAUCAAUCAUGCUGCCAGCCCCCAUAUCAUCACUGCAUUGCUCAGCCUUUUUCGUCAUGGCCCUGACCGCAUCGGCCACCCUGUCCGUCUGGGACGUUCAGAAACAGGUGGCUCUGGUCAAAAAUGAAUCUCUGAACUCCAUCUUAUUAGGUUCUGAUGCUACAGUAAGUCACUCUAUGUUGACUGAUCAGGGUGUUCCUGUGGUUGGACUGUCCAAUGGGAAAUCCUUCUGUUUCAGCUCUGCUAUGGAGACGUGGAAUCUGAUAGUAGAUAAGCAGGAUGCUCUAGUGCAGUGUGCGGACUUCAGGAACUGCGUCUCUUCCCAGGAGGCACUGGGCUCCACAGGGCCACUGGCUGCUACGCAGGGGCGGAGUCUGAGUGCGAGCCGGCUGGCGUCCCGUCUGUCCUCCGCCCCCCACCACCUGCAGCAGGGGAUGACCCUGGCCUUCCUGGAGCAGCAGCUCUCCUCCGCACUCAUCCUGCGCUCCACCGCUGAGUAUCGCCACUGGCUGCUCAUCUACACUCGCUUCAUCGUCAACGAGGGAUAUGAACAGCGUUUACGGGAGUUGUGUAAGGAUUUGCUGGGACCAGUACACAAAUCCAGCAGCAGCUCCUGGGAGCCCACAGUGCUGGGUCUGAGGAAGAGAGAUGUCUUAGCGGAGGUUUUGCCUGUGAUUGGUCAGAAUCUGCGCUUUCAGAGGCUCUUCACCGAGUACCAGGACCAGCUGGAGAUAGUCCGCCUCAAAUAGCACUUUUGACCCCAUCGUGCCCUUUUGACCCCCCUGUCCCGGUCAUCAUUAACAGUCUGCCUUAGGCCUCAAUAUGCAGAGACAGUAAACUUCCAUGAUCCUCACUGAGGACCCUGACUCUGUCUGUGUAACAGACGAAAGAACUCUAACGAGAACAGACACUAGUGCUGAUAUUUUUAAAUAAUGAAUUUGGUAAAUAACAAUAAUGAGAUAAGCGUGUAAAUGUGGCGCCGGUGGAAAACGCUGGAGUCUCCUGCUGACGAAGAGAGGAUUCAGUGUUCGUUUGAGUGGUGCUUCUUUUUCAUCCCUCCAUCCAUUUCUCUCUUCGUUUUGCUUUCAUUUCCGCGUGGCCAAGACUCAUCUCCAGAAACCAAUACUGAAUCGUUGGAGCCGAUGUUCGCAUCUGUGGAACCGAUAAUGAAUCAGAGGAGCUGACACUGAAUCAUACUGAAUCUGGCUCAGUGCUACUGAAUCAGUGGAGCAGAUUCUGAAACAUUUUGAAUCAUACCGAGUUGGUAUUAAUCAUACUCAAUCAGUGGAGCCAGUACUGAAUCAGUGGAGGCGAAACAGAAUCAUACUGAAUCAGUAUGAAUCACAUUCAUAUGCUGAAUUCUACUGAAUCAGUCACACUAAUGGUAAUCAUGCUGAAUCAAUGGAGAAUACACUGAAUGAGUAUGAUUAAGUGGAACCCCUACUGAUUCGAUAGGAUUCAGUGGAAUAUGGAAUCAGUGGAGAUGAUACUGAAUCAGUAUGUAUUAUACUCAAUGUUGAAUCGUACUGAAUCAGCCGUAUACUGAGCCAACAGAAUCUGUAUGAUUCGGUGGAGCUGAUACUGAUUCUGUGCUGAAUCACUGAAGCCAACACUGAAUCAUACUGAAUCUGUAUGAAUCACACUCGCUCAGUUGAACACAUACUGAAUCCUCCUGAAACAAUGGAAGGAAUACUGAAUAUCAGUAUGAUUUGGUGGAGUCAAUAUAACUGUAGAGCGGAUGUCGAUUCAGGAGGAUUCAGUAAGGCCGAUGUUAGAUCACCGUAGCCGUAACUGAAAUAAUGGAGUCAUUACUGAAUCAUACUGAGUCAGUAUGAAUCAAACUCACUCAGUGGAGCUGACACUGGAUCCAUGGAGCUGACGCCGAAUCUUGUUGAAUCAGCAGUGGAAGCAAAACUGAAUCCUGCUGAAUCAGUGGAGGGAAUACUGAAUAUUGGUAUGAUUCGGUAGAGACGAUACUGACUCAGCAGGAUUCUGUGGAGUUGAUACAUUUGUGGGGCUGAUACUGAUUCAGUGUAGUUGAUGCUAAAUCAGUGUUGCUGGUACUGAUGCAGUGGAACUGAGUAGAAGCUACACUGAAUCAGUGGACUAAACACUGAAUCUGUAUGAUUCAGAGGAGUUGAUACUGAUUCAGUAAGAUUCAGUGGAGCUGAUGCCAAAUCGCUGUAGCUGGUAUUGAAUCAAGUGGAGGCGACACUGAAUCGUAACUGAAUCAUGCUUAGUCUGUGGAGCUGAAUUUGAAUCAGUAGACCAUGAUACUGAUUCAGUAUGAUCAAAUGCCUGGUUCUGCGAGGGUCUCUCUCUCCCUCUCUCUCUCUCUCUCUCCCUCUCUCUCUCCCUCUCUCGGAUCUAUGAAGCCAUCAUUUUUGGAUCAGGCCCAAGCCUGGCACAGCGGCCAUUUUACAGCUGGGAACGGACAUUUUGUAUCUGUAACGGUGUCCCUGUGAAGCGAAGGAUGAGCUGAGUAGUGAGAGGAGGAGAGGAGCGGGGGGGCUGGAGUCAUGGUGUGGUGUGUGAAUAUUCACCCCCUCUCCUCCCUGCUGUCCGGACAGACACCUGUGAGUUACCUGUAUUUGUAAAUGUUUGUAAACACUUUUUUCUUUGUGUUUUUUUUCUAUAAAAUGAAGCAGCGAAGGGUGAAAUAUUAACUUAGAGAAAAAAAAAUAAAGAACUGACCAACUCUAAAGGCUCUCUCGCUCUGUAGUACGUAAAUAUAUUUUUACUAUUCUUAUUAUAAAUCUUAUUUUUAGUAUUAACCCCCCCCAAUCUUAGUUAGGGCCAGUUCUAUUGAGUGGUAGAGAUGAGCUGCAUUUUGAAAAUUUUAAAACAAAGAAAAAUUAUGACAAGUAAAAAGGAGAGAUAUUCACAAUUCUGCACCGUUUCUAGGUCACUACUCAAACUGAAGCAGAUUUGUGACACUGUGACCAUG